This is a messenger RNA of Metarhizium album ARSEF 1941, 2445 nucleotides long. RefSeq names its product DEAD-like helicase. Gene Ontology annotation, cellular component: nucleolus. Gene Ontology annotation, molecular function: ATP binding; RNA helicase activity; nucleic acid binding. The record is from RefSeq and is a predicted model, not a curated record. NCBI's taxonomy places the organism in Eukaryota, Fungi, Ascomycota, Sordariomycetes, Hypocreales, Clavicipitaceae. Bases 1 to 2445 code for a protein of 814 amino acids. The transcript is spliced from 2 exons.
AUGGCACCGCAGUCCCGGAAGCGCAAGGUUUCGCCGACGACGGUGCCCGAACCGAAGCGGAACAAGAGCCCACACAAGGCGGACAGCCGGCCGAAGGCGCGUGCGAGGGCGAGCGGAAAGCCCCGGAGCAAGAGCAAAGCUGCUCCCGCCCGGCGCGCCGUGCUGGAUCCCUCCGCUCUUGCCUGGCAACCGGUGGGCGAGGACUUUGGCGGACUGCAGGUGCUCUCCGGCGUGGACGUGGUCAGGGAUGGCGAAGCGGUCCGGUUCCUCGUCAAGAGCGACGAGGGCGACGAGGCAGACGGCCCGCCGGUAGUGUCUGGCGGCCAAGAUGACGACGAGUCUUUUGAGGGGUUCGGCGAGGUUCCUGCGGCGAGCGGGGCUCUCGACGCCCGCGAAGCUGGCAAUUCUCAAGAUGGUCUGGCGGGCGAGGCACGUCGCCAGGAGGUUCCGGAGGUUCCGGAGGUCGCGGGGGGCAAGGCCGGCGCGCGCCGUGAGGCGCGAGACCAGAACGACCGCCGCGCGCGGAGGGACGCCAGGCGGCGCAAGGUUGCGGACAAGGCGGCACAAACGCCCGCUGCACACGGGGCCGGCAACGAGUUCACGGCGCUGGCGGCGCUGGCGGACGAAGAAGCCGAGGACGACGACGGCGACGUCGACGUGGGCGCGUGGAUGGCGUUGAAUCUGUCGCCGUGCUUGGUGUCGGCGGUUGCGCGGCUGGGCUUUGCGAAGCCGACCGCCAUUCAGGAGAAGUCGAUUCCGGAAAUCGUUGCCGGCGCAGACGUGAUUGGCAAAGCGCAGACCGGGUCUGGCAAAACACUGGCUUUUGCGCUCCCCAUUGUCGAGAAGUGGCUCGAGAUGCAGGAGGGGCAACGGGGCGAGGGAGGGGAGGACGCGGAUGAGCCGCCGAGGGGGGGGAGCAGAGGAGGCCCGAUGGCUGUGAUUCUCAGCCCGACGAGAGAACUGGCCAAGCAGAUCGGCGACCACAUCAAGGCCGUGUGCGACGGCCUCGCCGCGUCCCCGUAUGUCUGCGUUGUCACCGGAGGGUUGAGCGUCCAGAAGCAGCAGCGCCAGUUGGAGACGGCAGACGUCGUGGUCGGCACCCCGGGCCGCCUGUGGGAGGUGCUCGACGGAGACGCCGGGCUCCAGGAGCAAUUCACCCGGAUCAAGUUCCUGGUCGUCGACGAGGCGGACAGGCUUCUCAAGGCCGGGCAGUUCAAGGAGGCGGAGAGCAUCGUCGGCGCCCUGGACCGGGAGAGCCCUGAGGAGGAAGAGGACGGAUGCUCCGACGACGGCUCCUCCCGCGCACAAGACGAAGCCGGGGACCGGCGACAGACGUUGGUGUUCUCGGCCACGUUCGACGAGAACCUGCAGACCAAACUUGCUGGCAAGGGCAAGGGCAAGGGCAAGGGCAACGGCCCCAAGGCCGGGAGUGACGAGGAAAAGAUGGCGUAUCUCAUCAAGCGUCUCAAGUUCCGACGAGAGCCCAAGUUCGUCGACGUCAACCCCGCGAGCCGGAUGGCAGAUAAUCUCCGCGAGGGGCUGAUUGAGUGCGGAGCCAUGGAGAAGGAUCUCUACCUUUACACAGUACUCUUGUUGAACCCUGGCCGUCGAACGCUGGUCUUCACAAACUCCAUCUCUGCCGUCCGCCGAAUCACACCCCUCUUGCAGCACCUCAACCAGAACGCGCUGCCUCUGCACUCGCAAAUGAUGCAAAAGGCUCGCCUGCGGUCGCUGGAAAAGUUCGCCGCAGAACGGAGCACCAUUCUCGUAGCCACCGACGUCGCCGCCCGAGGUCUCGACAUCAAGGACGUAGAUCAAGUCGUUCACUAUCACGUCCCGCGUGCGGCAGACACUUACAUCCAUCGCUCGGGCCGCACAGCCCGUGCUGACCGCAGCGGCGUCAGCAUCAUCCUUUGCUCGCCGGAUGAGGUCCUUCCCACCAGGAGGCUUGCCGGCAAAGUCCAUGCUGAGCGGUGCUCGUCCGGCCAGAAACAGCACGUGAUUGAGAGCUUGCCCAUCGACAGAAAGAUUGCCUCUCGCCUCAAGCCACGCCUGGAUCUGGCCAAGAAGAUCACAGACGCAAUCCUGGCCAAGGAAAAGAGUCACAGUAACGAGGUCUGGCUCCGGAACGCUGCCGAGGAGCUGGGUGUCGAAUAUGACUCUGAGGAAUUCGAGGCCACUGCGUCGAGUGGUUGGGGUGGAGGCAGCAGAGGCGGUGGCCGACGGAGGAAGGAGAAGGAGGCGAAGGCCUUGACAAAGGCCGAGAUGGGUGCGUUGAAGGCCCAGCUGAGACAAGAGUUGAGCCAAAGAGUGAAUCUGGGUGUGAGCGAGCGGUACAUCACUGGCGGUAGGGUGGAUGUUGCACAGCUGUUGAAGGAGAGGGAGAGUUCUGUCCGUGGUAUUUUUUUGGGCGGUGACAAUUUGGGGCUGGACAUGGGUUUGUGA